UGUGUGUGUGUGUGUGUGUGUGUGUGUGUUUUCCCCAGCGUGUCCCAGUACAGCGACGAGAACAUGAUGCAGCCCUACAACCUGGCUGUUUGUUUCGGCCCGAGCCUCCUGAGGGGGGUGGACUCGGACGACGCCGUGGCCAGGCAACCGCAGGUCAACGACCUCGUCAAAACCAUGAUCCUGCAGCACGACGCCAUCUUCCCGAGCUCCUCGGAACUGCCGGGCCCGGUCUAUGAGAAGCACAUGACUCUGGAGCAGGAGUACUGUGAACCAAUUACAGAGGAGGGAGAUGGAGAGUCUGAGCCUCUGCCCAGUGAGGACG
Molecule: messenger RNA, 322 nt
Organism: Austrofundulus limnaeus
Lineage: Eukaryota; Metazoa; Chordata; Actinopteri; Cyprinodontiformes; Rivulidae
Product: rho GTPase-activating protein 4
Biological process (GO): signal transduction
Molecular function (GO): protein binding
Source: RefSeq, a predicted model, not a curated record